AUGGUCCCCAUCUUUGAGCAGCCCGACGAACUGGUGAUAUCGUCCCUCCUCGCCCAAUUCCCCUGUCGUGAGCCGCAGCUACGCGCCCUCGCUACCCUCCUCAGUCCCAAUGGCGCGCCAUGCAGGAACCUAGUCCUCUACGGAUCCAAGGCCACCGGCAAGUCGGCCAUUGCCGAGGCCCUACUCCAGACGCUCUCCGGCAGCAACGGCGACGCCUCCCUCCUCCGCUACGCUCUGAUCAAGUCCGCCCGGUGCAUAACCGGACGCCACCUCUUUGAAACCACCGUCGACGCCGCCGCCAGCGCCCUGGGCUACCAGGACCAUGUGCCCACCCGGUGCGAAAACCUCACCCAGCUCGCCAUCGAGCUGGCCAAGCUCUUGAAAGAGCGUCCGCAGCCCCCGGCGCCCAUCCCGGGCCUAACGUGCGUUUACAUUGUCACCUCACCCCCUCCAGCCUACCUGCGCACAGUCGUCGGCUCUUACCUCGAGUUCCCCAACUACACCAAGCACGAGUUUGAGACCGCUGAUCUCUGGCCCCGCUUCUGCGGCGCCGUCCACGACUCCCUCACAAAGUCCGCCGCCCGCACCCUCCCUUCCUUUCGCCACAGCUGCCACGCCCUAUGGCCACGCUUCGUCGCCCCGAUACAGGCCGGCACCCACUCGCCCAAGGAGUUCUCCAAGCUGCUCAUCGCUUCCCGCGUCCACUUUCAGGAUGAGUCCCUCUUGAACCCCAGCAUCGCAUCGAGCAUCUCUAGGAGCGCCAUCGCGAACCAGCCUGCCUCGUCCGCUUCCGUAAAGGAUAAGGAUUCGGCCACCGACCUUGCCACUUUACUUCCCACCCUCGCGCGACUCAUUCUCCUUGCCGCCUACCUCGCGUCUCACAACCCGCCUCGUCACGAUAUCACCAUCUUCUCUACCCACAACUAUGGAAAGAAGCGCCGCAGGGUGGCACACCGCAAGAUUGCUCGCAAACUUCUCGGUGCUCACUCCUUUGUGAUGGAGCGCAUGAUGGCCAUUUUUGCUGCGCUGAGCUCCGAAUGGGCUGCUGGUGCCGGUAUUGCACCUGGCCCGGAUGGCACCUUGGCCCUCCCCAUAGAUGCGGACGUAGGUGUCGCCAUUGCUACGCUGGCGAGCUUACGGUUGCUCGUUAGGGUUGGCCUGGGAGGGGAUGUCAUGGAUAGGGGUGCUAGGUGGAGAAUUAACGUCUCAUGGGAGGCUGUGAGAGCUCUUGGUAGAAGUGUAGGAAUAGAGGUGGAGGAUUGGCUCGUCGAAUAA
This is a messenger RNA of Parascedosporium putredinis, 1275 nucleotides long. NCBI's taxonomy places the organism in Eukaryota, Fungi, Ascomycota, Sordariomycetes, Microascales, Microascaceae. The record is from the annotation of a GenBank genome assembly.